AUGCCCGACCCAGCCCAGAUCAGCCGUUCCUUAGGAACCAUCCGGACCGAACUCGAAUAUCUCGCUUCAUCCGGUGUCUUGUCGCCUCCACAGUUACAGUCUAUCCAAGCUCAGUUGCCUCAACCAAACGGCCAGCAAUCACCCUACAUGGAUCCAAAGUACGUGGCGGGUGGGAAUCAGUUCAAUCCUAGUUUGGUGGCGCAGCAGGCGCAGGAUCCGAGUCAUCCGGCGAAUCCGGGACAUCCUAAGCAUCAUGAAUGGGCGAGCAAAUUGGCAAUGAAAUUUGGGAAUGCGGCAGUGUAUGGGGCUGGGGCUAAGUUUGGGGCGGAUUUGGUUAAUGAUGCUAUGAGGAAGUUUUAA
Messenger RNA from Pyrenophora tritici-repentis Pt-1C-BFP, 360 nucleotides. RefSeq lists its product as uncharacterized. The record is from RefSeq and is a predicted model, not a curated record. Lineage: Eukaryota; Fungi; Ascomycota; Dothideomycetes; Pleosporales; Pleosporaceae.